This is a messenger RNA of Camarhynchus parvulus, 1386 nucleotides long. RefSeq names its product LIM homeobox 3 (gene LHX3). Gene Ontology annotation, cellular component: nucleus. The transcript has 6 exons. Gene Ontology annotation, biological process: neuron differentiation; regulation of transcription by RNA polymerase II. The coding region runs from base 39 to 1226 and encodes 395 amino acids. Lineage: Eukaryota; Metazoa; Chordata; Aves; Passeriformes; Thraupidae. The record is from RefSeq and is a predicted model, not a curated record. Gene Ontology annotation, molecular function: DNA-binding transcription factor activity, RNA polymerase II-specific; RNA polymerase II transcription regulatory region sequence-specific DNA binding.
CCACCCGCGCACUUCGGACGGCGCCCACGGAGGCCGCGAUGCUGCUGGAGCGGGUCCGCGCCGGUUCGGAGAAGGCAGCGGAGCUCUGCCCCUUCCCGCGGAGCCCAGAGAUCCCGCUGUGCGCCGGCUGCAACCAGCACAUCGUGGACAGGUUCAUCCUCAAAGUCCUGGACCGGCACUGGCACAGCAAGUGCCUGAAAUGCUCCGACUGCCAGACGCAGCUGGCCGAGAAGUGCUUCAGCCGCGGGGACGGCGUCUACUGCAAGGAAGAUUUCUUCAAGCGCUUCGGGACGAAGUGUGCCGCCUGCCAGCAGGGCAUUCCCCCGACCCAGGUGGUGCGGAGAGCCCAGGACUUCGUUUACCACCUGCACUGCUUCGCCUGCAUCGUCUGCAAGCGGCAGCUGGCCACCGGCGACGAGUUCUACCUCAUGGAGGACAGCAGGCUGGUCUGCAAGGCGGACUACGAGACGGCCAAGCAGAGAGAGGCUGAGUCUACGGCCAAGAGGCCCCGCACCACCAUCACGGCCAAGCAGCUGGAGACCCUCAAAAACGCUUAUAACAACUCGCCCAAACCGGCGCGGCACGUCCGGGAGCAGCUCUCGUCGGAGACGGGGCUGGACAUGCGGGUGGUGCAGGUCUGGUUCCAGAACCGCAGGGCCAAGGAGAAAAGGCUGAAGAAGGACGCGGGGAGGCAGCGGUGGGGGCAGUACUUCAGGAACAUGAAGCGAUCCCGGGGGACAUCCAAGUCCGACAAGGACAGCAUCCAGGAGGAGGGGCCCGACAGCGACGCCGAGGUUUCCUUCACAGAUGAGCCCUCCAUGUCCGAAAUGAGCCAUUCCAAUGGGAUUUACAGCGCCCUGAACGAAGCCUCGCCGGCGCUGGGGCGGCAGGCCGGCACCAACGGCAGCUUUGCCCUGGAGCACGGCGGGAUCCCGGCCCAGGAGCAGUUCCACGACCUGCGCUCCACCAGCCCCUACGGCAUCCCCCCGUCCCCGGCGUCCCUGCAGGCGCUGCCAGGCCACCAGCCCUUAAUCUCCAGCUUGGUGUACCCAGACAACGGCCUGGCCAUCAUGGGACAGAGCGGACCAGGGGUGCCCCAGCCCAUGCGGGUCCUGGCCGGGAAUGGACCGAGCUCCGACCUCUCCACCGGCAGCAGCGGGGGGUACCCGGAUUUCCCGGCCAGCCCGGCCUCCUGGCUGGAUGAGGUCGACCACGCUCAGUUUUGAUACAGGGGCCACCCCUAGGCAGUGGGAAGGGAAAGGACUUGGUGCUGUUAAAUGUCACCUGCUCUUGGAAAGGACAGAGGGACAGCCGUGAGUGCCGUGACACGGAGGGAGCAGAGGGGAUUUCAGAGAUGAGCCUGGCAUGAUGGUGAUGAAGAUGAUG